Messenger RNA from Silurus meridionalis, 1104 nucleotides. RefSeq names its product tripartite motif-containing protein 16-like protein. The record is from RefSeq and is a predicted model, not a curated record. The coding region runs from base 1 to 1104 and encodes 367 amino acids. NCBI's taxonomy places the organism in Eukaryota, Metazoa, Chordata, Actinopteri, Siluriformes, Siluridae. Gene Ontology annotation, molecular function: protein binding. The transcript is spliced from 5 exons.
AUGGAAACAGAUGGGUAUGAAAUGUUUGCCUAUCAUACAACUUACAAAUGGAAAAUCCAGGAGAAGCAAAAGAAGGUACAGGAGCUGAAACAGGCUGUGAACAUUAUAAAGCUCAGUGCACAGACAGCAGUAGAGGACAAUGAGAUAAUCUUUACUGAGAUGAUCAGCGCCAUGGAGAAAAAGCGCUCAGAGGUGACAGAGAUGAUCAGAGCUCAGGAGGAGGCUGAACUGAGUCAUGUUCAACAACUCAUGGAGCAACUGGAGCAGGAGCUCAUUUAUCUUCAGAUGAAAGUCAUUGAGUUGGAGCAGCUUUCAGACACAAAUGACCACAUUCAUUUCCUCCAGGUUUUAGAAUCUGGACGACAGUCUCCCACAGAUAUCAGACCAGACUUUUCCACUUCCAGCAUCGCUGUCCAUCAUCUUUUAUUUGAUGGAGUGAGGAAUUCUCUCUCGGAUCUGAAGAAGAGAGUCGAGGAAUUCUGUGAGGAGGAAUUCAACACAAUCCGUGCACAAGCUGCAGCAGUUCCCAUCAUUUCACCAGCAGAACCACAGAGCAGAGAAGAUUUUCUGAAAUAUUUUUGUCGUCUGACUCUCGAUCCCAACACGGCACAUCGUUCCCUCCGUCUGUGUGAAAAGAAUAAAAUGGUGACUCGCAGUGUAAUCGAACAGCAGUGCAAUGAUCAUCCAGAGAGAUUUGACUCCUGCCUUCAGGUGUUGAGUAAGGAGAGCCUGUGUGGACGCUGUUACUGGGAGAUGGAAUGGAGCAACGUAGUGGAAAUUUCGAUCUCAUAUAAAGACAUCAGCAGGAAAGGGGAGGGUGUGGCGUGUUGGUUUGGACACAACAAUCGUUCCUGGAGUCUGCAGUGUUCUUAUCCUUCUCUCACUUUCUAUCACAACAAGAUGAAGACUGAUCUCGGAGUUCCAUCAUCAUCCAGAAUAGGAGUGUAUGUGGAUCACAGUGCAGGAACUCUGUCCUUCUACAGCGUCUCUGACACCAUGAAGCUCCUCCACAGAGUCCAAACCACAUUCACUCAGCCUCUAUAUGCUGGGUGUAGACUUUAUAGUUUGUUUGGUUCUGUUGUGAGGUUGUGUGAGCUAAAAUAA